This is a messenger RNA of Colletotrichum chrysophilum, 1512 nucleotides long. RefSeq lists its product as uncharacterized. Gene Ontology annotation, biological process: phosphatidylethanolamine biosynthetic process. Bases 1 to 1512 code for a protein of 503 amino acids. Gene Ontology annotation, molecular function: phosphatidylserine decarboxylase activity. Gene Ontology annotation, cellular component: mitochondrion. Lineage: Eukaryota; Fungi; Ascomycota; Sordariomycetes; Glomerellales; Glomerellaceae. The record is from RefSeq and is a predicted model, not a curated record. The transcript has 2 exons.
AUGGCCACGCUGUACGCGCGACCGAGCCAGCUGCGGGCCAACCUCCUCUACGGGCCCUUCUCCUCGACCCGUUUCUUCUCCCAACACCACCACCGCCCGCGCUUCUCCGACCGCCUGCGGUUCGCCCUCAAAAACUCCAAAGUGCAGUGGUACCAGAUCCCCGUGGGGGUCGGCAUCGGCUUCCUGGGUCUCGUCCAGUUCUACAAGGUUUCGUCGCGCGACCGAGAGAGCCAGGAGAGGAGCGAGGUCCAGGAUGCGCCACCCAAGAAGCGCGCAAAGAUCAGGCCAGACGGCCCAUGGCAGGUCCAGGUCAUGUCGACGCUGCCCCUCAAGGCCAUCUCGAGGCUCUGGGGCCGCUUCAACGAGCUGACGAUCCCCUACUACCUCCGCGUCCCCGGUUUCAAGCUCUACUCUUGGGUUUUCGGUGUCAACCUGAACGAAGUCGCCGAGCCCGACCUCCACGUGUACCCGAACCUCGCCUCCUUCUUCUACCGCACCCUGAAGCCCGGCGCCCGUCCCCUCGACCCGAACCCCCACGCCCUGCUCUCCCCGUCCGACGGCAAGGUCCUGCAGUUUGGCCAGAUUCAGGGCGGCGACAUUGAGCAGGUCAAGGGCAUGACGUACAGCGUCGACGCGCUCCUCGGAAAGAACACCCCCAGCUCCAGCGUUGCCAGCGGAUGGACCACGCCCCAGGAGGCCGAGCAGAACGUGUCGGAGGAGGAGGACCUGGUCAAGACGGACGAGGAGUUUGCCCGAGUGAACGGCAUCUCCUACACCGUGCCCAGCCUGCUGUCCGGCGCCGCAAUGUCCCAGCGGGUCGGCUCCCUCAAGGACGAGGCCGCCGAGCCCCCCUCGCCGUCUGCCGUCUCCGAGGUCCGCGCCGACCUCGCCCUCGGCGAGAAGCCUUGGUACCAGCUGCUGUCCCCCGAGAACAAGACCUCCCUCUACUACGCCGUCAUCUACCUCGCCCCCGGGGACUACCACCGCUUCCACUCCCCGACGAACUGGGUCGUCGAGCGCCGCCGCCACUUCGCCGGCGAGCUCUACAGCGUCUCCCCCUACCUCCAGCGCACCCUGCCCGGCCUCUUCACCCUCAACGAGCGCGUCGUCCUGCUCGGCCGCUGGCGCUACGGCUUCUUCAGCUACGUCCCCGUCGGCGCCACCAACGUCGGCUCCAUCAAGGUCAACUUCGACCGCGAGCUGCGCACCAACAGCCUGACCACCGACACGGCCGCCGACCGCGCCGCCGAGGAGGCCGCCAAGCGCGGCGAGCCGUACCUCGGUUUCGCCGAGGCCACCUACGCGUCCGCGAGCAGGGUCCUCGGCGGUCACGCGCUGCGCAGAGGAGAGGAGAUGGGCGGCUUCCAGCUCGGCAGCACGAUUGUGCUGGUGUUUGAGGCGCCCACGGAGGGCAAGACGGCAGAGGGCAAGAACAGCGGCUGGAGAUGGGCCGUCGAAAAGGGCCACACGGUCAAGAUGGGCCAGGCGUUGGGAUACAUUGACGAAGAAUAA